AUGCUGCUCAACAGUUUAACACAAGCAGAAAAUGGUGAGCGAAGAAAAUUGUGUCAUGAAAUAGUUGUGAAGGAUAGUUUGAAAAAUCGAGCAUAUACUGAAAUACAACAAUCACUAACAUGUGAUCCACUGCCCGUGCUGAGACAAAUCAUCGAACGUUCUGGCAACGAUUAUGCUCUUAAAUAUAUGCGCCAAGUUCGAGCCAUAUGUGGGAAAUUACUGUUGCUUAUUCGUGAAUUAAACAUUGUCAUGAAUAAAUUAUUCCAUUAUAAAAGUACAAUCCACCAAAUUAUUCAACUGAUGAGGAUUGUUAUUGAAAAUAAUAAUGAUGUUUGUCAGCUACGUUCACAAAUGCGGGAUAUACCACGUUCAACGCGUAAGGGAAAAGAUGUCAUUGAUAAAAUGUUAGCUGAAGAAAAGAUUGAAUUAAUUACGUUCAUGAAAAUUAUUGAUAUUAUGCUUGGAGGUGUUAAUGAUCAACUUCGAGUAAGAAAUGAAGAACGUAGUCGAGUAGAGAAUACACUAAAAGAACGUGAAGUUGUUGUUGAUUUAAUUCCACAAUCGUGGACAAAAGCAGCAUGGGAUUAUGAUAUUGAACAUAAACGGAAAAAACAUCAAUAUGUUUGUGAUUCGUUGAAUGUGUGUGAUAUCAAAAGUCUUGAACCGUUUAACUUAGAUUCACAAACUGCCUUAACUAAAGGAACUAAGAUGUUAAUAAGUGUUAAAAAUAUGAUUAAUGAACUUCAACUAGAACUAAAGAAUAGAAUAUUUGGUGUUAGUGAACGUACUCACAUGAUUAUCGAUGCUUUUAAACUACGACUGGCAAAAUAUGUAUCAUACGAACAACUUGCUACACUAUCUCGAGCUGAAGCCGAACAAACACGACGUGCAGUUCAACGUUCAGACGAUAGAACACAGUAUGUCAAUGGUAUAUUGAAAGGUCCAAUCAAUGCAAAAUAUCUGACAACGUCCGAAAGACUUAAUCGUCCAUUAAUUACACAUUUACAGCGUCAUCCAGGAAAUCAAUUACCUGAUGCCGGUCAUCUAAGAAAAAUCGGAGGUGUAUUUUCAACAGCAACAUCACUUGAAGAAUGUAUUAAACGUAAUUUUGAUCCACUAAAGGAAUCUAUAAAAUUUUUUGCUGAUAUGAAUAAGAAUGAAGAUCUUGUUAUAUUAGAAGAAAUAAAAUUAUAUAGUGUCGACAAAUAUGAGAAGGGUGAGAAGUAUUUCAAAGAACUGACAGAAACGUUAAGUCAAAAUGAUAUUAGUUUACCAUCGGCAUAUCAACAGCUUGAUGUAGCAUCGUGCAUCAAACAAGAUUAUAUACAAGUAUUCCAUUACUACAACAAAUCCCUUGACCUUUUACUAGAACAUCAUCUUGAACAUGUAUGA
Molecule: messenger RNA, 1392 nt
Organism: Didymodactylos carnosus
Lineage: Eukaryota; Metazoa; Rotifera; Eurotatoria; Philodinida; Philodinidae
Source: the annotation of a GenBank genome assembly